AUGUCCGAUCUUCCAACUCUCGUCUUCAUACCUGGCUCCUGGCAUAGACCUGCAUGCUACGACCCGGUCAUCAAACUCCUCCAACCAAAGUUCAAAUGCAUCGCAGUCUCCCUCCCUUCAACGGCAGGAGACCCAGCCGCAACUUUCAAAGAUGAUCUCGACGCUGCACAAUCCGUGUUAUCCCGCGAGACGGCUACCGGCCGUGAUGUGGUAGUCAUCGCGCAUUCAUACGGUGGCAUGGUCGGCAAUAGCGCCGUCAAGGGAUUCACUCGCGGCACCCAGGACGAAGCUCAACCCGCAAAGGGAUACGUGAUCGGCAUUAUUCUCAUAGCUUCUGGCUUCACCCUCAGUGGAAUGGCUUUUAUGGAUCCAUUCUUCGGGCAUCCACCUCCUACGUGGCGCGUGAAUAACGAGACCGGGUUUGCGGAGUUGGUUACUCCACCUCGCCAGCUCUUUUAUCAUGAUUUGCCUGAGAAUGAGGCGGAGUAUUGGGUUUCUCAACUUACAACUCAAAGUCUCAAAGCUUUGUUCGAGGGUGCGGAGUAUACAUAUGCUGGCUGGCAGGAUGUGCCUUCUUGGUAUAUCGGUACCACUGAAGAUCAGGGGUUGCCGGUAUUAGCGCAGCGAAUGACCGUUGGCCUGGCCAGGGAACUGGGCGGGAAGGUGGAGCAUCGAGAGCUGCAGACUAGUCAUUCCCCGUUUUUGAGUCAACCGAAGGCGACUGUGAAGAUCAUAAUGGAGGCUGUGGAGGCUUUUAUGGAGAAAUCGAUUGAUAGGUCUCCAAUUGCAAGGGUUGACUUGAUAGCAUUGCCAGAAGCUAGACUCUUCCAACCUUUGACCUGGUUUAGAUUUGGAUUACCGUUAGCAUUCGGUCAUGUGCUAGGAAGGGCCUAUCUCUUCUACUUCUGGGGAAGGAGACUAUGGAGGUCCGGGGUGCGUUGA
This is a messenger RNA of Penicillium maclennaniae, 942 nucleotides long. RefSeq names its product alpha/beta hydrolase. NCBI's taxonomy places the organism in Eukaryota, Fungi, Ascomycota, Eurotiomycetes, Eurotiales, Aspergillaceae. The transcript has a single exon. The coding region runs from base 1 to 942 and encodes 313 amino acids. The record is from RefSeq and is a predicted model, not a curated record.